AUGGAGGAAGUUCUCAUUUUCUGGUUGGCGUUUCUGACGAUCAUCAUCGUCGUGGUCUCGGCCCAUUGCGUUCUUGUCAAUAUGGCUCGGGGUUCUAAAGAUCAGAGGCUGAUGCCGGAAGGCUGGCUGGAGCUAGAUGCUGCGCGGGAGUGGCCUGGUCAAGAUGAAGGUGUCGAAACCAGGAUGCCGGCGGAAGCUCACCUGAAGCGCUAG
Messenger RNA from Diaporthe amygdali, 213 nucleotides. RefSeq lists its product as uncharacterized. Lineage: Eukaryota; Fungi; Ascomycota; Sordariomycetes; Diaporthales; Diaporthaceae. The record is from RefSeq and is a predicted model, not a curated record. The coding region runs from base 1 to 213 and encodes 70 amino acids. The transcript has a single exon.